Messenger RNA from Diaporthe citri, 1383 nucleotides. RefSeq lists its product as uncharacterized. The record is from RefSeq and is a predicted model, not a curated record. Gene Ontology annotation, cellular component: mitochondrion. Bases 1 to 1383 code for a protein of 460 amino acids. Gene Ontology annotation, biological process: regulation of glucose metabolic process; protein phosphorylation. NCBI's taxonomy places the organism in Eukaryota, Fungi, Ascomycota, Sordariomycetes, Diaporthales, Diaporthaceae. The transcript has 6 exons. Gene Ontology annotation, molecular function: pyruvate dehydrogenase (acetyl-transferring) kinase activity.
AUGCCUACAUACAUUGUUACAUGCAAGGAGGAUGCGUCCCCUGAGCAGGUCGACGCCGCAAAGAAGCAUGCCGAGGACCAGGGCGGCAAGAUCGGCCACUCUUACAACCUGAUCAAGGGCUUCUCUGUUGAUUUCCCCGAAGACUCGAUCAGCACGCUGGAGAACCACGAGCAUGUCAAGGCCGUCGAGAAGGACCAGGUUGUCAAGACCCACGAGAAGGCUCAGCUUAACAACGAGAGCAGACACGGCCGGCCACCCCUCUCAGCAGAGGCCCUUCUCUCGUCUGCCCGCUUCACGCUGUCGCUGCUCCCAAUUCGCCUCGCCCAUCGCAUCCAGGCCCUGCGCAACCUGCCCUACAUCGUCGUGUCCAAUAGCCACAUCACCAAGAUCUACAACAACUAUGAGCACUCCCUGUCCACCCUACUCCCGUGGCUCGAGGAUUCCCCCAACAGCAAGCACACCCUCUCCACGCUCGAGGAUGAGAUCCGCUUUACUGAGGUCCUGGCCGAGCUGGUCCACACCCACACCGAUACCAUCCCCAUCCUGGCGCAGGGUUUCCUAGAGUGCAGGCGAUAUAUAAGCCCUGCCGAGGUCACGCGCUUCCUGGAUGAGCACCUGCGCGCGCGUAUCGGCACCAGGCUCAUCGCCGAGCAGCACAUCGCGCUUCACUUCUCGUCCAAGCCGCACUUCGACCCGGGCGCCUCACCGACGCCCUGCACCGACCACCCCUCCUUCAUCGGCGUCAUCGACACCCACCUGCGGCCCGCGGGCGUCAUCGACUCGUGCGGCGAGUUCGUCGCCGACAUCUGCGAGCUCAAGUAUGGCGUCCGACCGCGCUGGGAGAUCGACGGCGACCCGGACACCACCUUUGCCUUCGUGCCCAACCACCUCGAGUACAUCGUCACCGAGCUGCUCAAGAACGCCUUCCGCGCCACCCCCCCCACUGGCGACGAAAAAGCCCCGCCGCCGUCCCCGGCGAGACACUCCUCUUCCACCACUACCAGUGACGCCAUACGGCCCCUCGACGACAACGCCCCCGGCGUGACCAUCCGCAUCCGCGACCGCGGCGGCGGUAUCGGCCCGGAGAUCCUGCCCAACAUAUGGUCGUAUUCCUUCACGACCAUGUCAGAGGACGAGGACGUGCCCGGCGGAGGCGCCAGCAAUAGCAGUGGUAGCAUAAGCACCAGCAGCACCAGUAUCGACGCGCUGAACGUCAUAUCCAACUCCAGCAACGGUGGCAGCUCCAUCGCGGGGCUGGGGUACGGGCUGCCGCUGGGCCGGGCCUACGCUGAGUACUUCGGCGGGGGUGUGGCCGUGCAGAGCUUGUACGGCUGGGGCACGGAUGUGUACCUGAGGCUCAAGGGCGUCGGGCGGAUAGAGUGA